ACUGGUAUACUGAUAUACUGUGAUAUUUAUCCUAGGCCUAGGCAUAGUAUUUCGAUAAGCGAUAAAUUUACUGGUUUCAAAAAGACCUCCGCUUAAGCCAAGUUCCCUACCAUUAUUCAACAAAGUUUUCCACCUUUCACCUAAAACUGUACUGGUAUAUUGAUAUACUGUGGUAUUUAUUCUAAGGCCUAUAUAUAAUAUUUCGAACGCGGUCACACUGUUCUCAUAUUUGCUGUUUUCAAGACAAAUUUUUUAAUUCGGAACAAAGAAGCAAGUGACAACGAUAAGCGAUAAGGAUUCAAAGCUUUUUACAGCAUUAUUGAGUAUUAUUACUCUGCGCGCGGGUGCUAGUCGAGAAUAUUUGGCACAAGAUGCCAUUUAGACGUCGAUGCAAAUAAACUGCAGGCAAACACCUUGAGUGCAACGGGGCUGCAAGUGUGUGCGAGUGCGUGAAAGAGAGUGUGCAAGUGUGUGUGUAUACAUGUGGAUGAACGAAAAUAAAACAACGGACCGCUCCCCGCCGCCUCCCGCAAAGCUUGUCCCAAAUAGAAUACGGAGAACUGCAUCGCACUAAGUCCCCAACUAUCCCAUCCAUCUCCCCGCUCCGACCCGUCGCCACUCUCCGUUCUGUGCUCACCACUCUGCACUCCCCUCGGCCGCCGCCACCAGGAGCAACCACAACAACAACAACAACAACAAGACCGUCACUUCAUCCACCUCCAGGAGCAGCAGCAGCAGCAGGAAAAACAACAACAGCAACCACCAGCGCCCUUACAACAACUGUUACAAAAGAGCGAGGCGAGAGACACGACACUCCGCCCCGCAACCCCGUUUACAGCUCACUCACAUACGCACGCUCGCUGGCCCACAGACACACGAAACACACACACACACACACAGCCAGCAGCCACACAGCCUGGUGUCCUCGCCAGAAAUUCAAUCUCAAUCCGAAUCCCAAUCGCCAUCGCAAUCGAAGGCGUAAUUGUAGUCCGCGAAGAUGGACUCCGAUAUCGAAAUGGAACUGGAAUCGGACAACGAUGAUGACUACGACUACUACAACACAGGCGAGGACUGUGAUGUGGAACGCCUGGAUCCGAAGCGAGCCGAUCCCGAGUAUUUCGAGUACGAGUGCCUAACCGUAGAGGACAUCGAAAAGCUGCUCAACGAGCGCGUGGAAAUUCUAAACACCAUCCUGCAGAUCACGCCCUCGCUGGCCAAGGUGCUGCUGCUGGAGCACCAGUGGAACAAUCACAUUGUCGUAGAAAAGUACCGGCAGGACGCCAACGCGCUGCUGGUGACGGCGCGCAUCAAGCCUCCCACUGCGUCCGUUGCGGAUACCGCUUCCACAAGCGCUGCGGCGGCUACCGCUCAGCUCCUUCGGCUCGGCAGCAGCGGAUACAAGACAACGGCCUCGACGGCGCCACAGUACCGAAGUCAAAUGUGCCCCGUUUGCGCCAGCUCUCAGCUGGGUGACAAGUUCUAUAGCCUGGCCUGCGGCCAUUCGUUCUGCAAGGACUGCUGGACCAUCUACUUUGAGACGCAGAUCUUUCAGGGCAUCUCCACGCAAAUAGGAUGCAUGGCCCCGAUGUGCAAUGUACGGGUGCCGGAGGAUUUGGUGCUGACGCUCGUCACCCGGCCGGUAAUGCGCGACAAGUACCAGCAAUUCGCAUUCAAGGACUACGUGAAAUCACACCCGGAGCUGCGCUUCUGCCCCGGACCCAACUGCCAGAUCAUAGUGCAAUCAUCGGAGAUCUCCGCCAAACGUGCCAUAUGCAAGGUAUGCCACACGGGCUUCUGCUUCCGGUGCGGCAUGGACUACCAUGCGCCCACCGACUGUCAGGUGAUCAAGAAGUGGCUGACCAAGUGCGCCGACGACAGCGAAACGGCCAACUACAUAAGCGCCCACACCAAAGACUGCCCCAAGUGUCACAUCUGCAUCGAGAAGAACGGCGGCUGCAACCACAUGCAGUGCUUCAAUUGCAAACACGACUUUUGCUGGAUGUGCCUGGGCGACUGGAAGACGCACGGUUCCGAGUAUUACGAAUGCUCCCGCUACAAGGAUAACCCCAACAUUGCCAACGAGUCGGUGCACGUGCAGGCGCGCGAGGCGCUCAAGAAGUACCUGCACUACUACGAACGCUGGGAGAACCACUCCAAGUCGCUCAAGCUAGAGCAGCAGACGAUCGACCGGCUGCGCCAGCGCAUCAACUCCAAGGUAAUGAACGGCAGCGGCACCUGGAUCGACUGGCAGUAUCUCUUUAAUGCGGCGGCACUGCUGGCCAAGUGUCGAUACACCCUGCAAUACACCUAUCCGUACGCCUACUACAUGGAGGGCGGAUCACGGAAGAAUCUCUUCGAGUACCAGCAGGCGCAACUGGAGGCUGAGAUCGAGAACCUGUCGUGGAAGAUCGAGCGUGCCGAGACGACGGACCUGGGUGAUCUCGAGAAUCAAAUGGACAUCGCUGAGAAGCGUCGUACCACCCUACUCAAAGACUUCUUUCCAGUGGAUGCAUAGGCAAAACGAUACGCUUCCAGAACCACCAGGAUAGAAUAGAACAGAACGAAACCGACAGACAGAACAGAUAGCUUGUCCCGUUUAGCACAAAAAGAGACUGUUGAAGGGACGACGACGCGACAGUAUAGACGCUUAUUUAAAUUAAAUUAAAUUAUACAGAUAUUUACACACAUGUAUCCAUCUAGAGUUAGCCUAACGACGUGUAGCUAAUUUUUAAACUAAACUAAUAAUCAAGUGCAUAUAGAAUAGAGUACGUAGCGUAGAGCAUAGUCGACUACUUGAAGUAUAAUAUUUAUAGUUGUGACAUUCGAAAUCACUCAAAACGAUCGGUUAAACUGCAAUACCACGCCUUGCGCAGAACGUUAACGAUAGCGAUAGCAGUACUAUAACUAUAUGAAACUAGCUACAGACAAACCAGACGCAUUUCAGUGGCCAAGUGUUCCAACAGUUUUCCAAAAACUAAGCCCAAGCGACCCGACGAAGUGCAGAAUCAAUUCUAAAUUUAUAGCGCAGCAAGUCAAGCAAUUAUUAUAUAGAUCAAUGGCCGGCCGAUGGCCAGAGACCCUAAGUUUUAAAUCUCGUAUUAACCCAGAGCGAGGCUGAGAGCAGCAGCCGCGUUAACAGCAUCAAGUAUUCGUAAUCUGUAUCUCGUAACUAACCGCAGCACAUCAAUCGAACGCCAGGAGGAGUCUUGAAGUAUAACGAAACUAGAGGUACUCCCUGCCCUCUCCCCCACCCGUCCCGCAAACCCCUGUUCCUUUCGAUUCUCACUCAAUUCUCGAUUAACUUUGUAAGCUGAACCAUAAAUUAUAUUAUAGGAUUACGCUAUGUAUGUAUGCUUA
Messenger RNA from Drosophila serrata, 3357 nucleotides. It is a transcript of the gene ari-2, whose product is annotated as E3 ubiquitin-protein ligase ari-2. Gene Ontology annotation, biological process: protein ubiquitination. NCBI's taxonomy places the organism in Eukaryota, Metazoa, Arthropoda, Insecta, Diptera, Drosophilidae. The record is from RefSeq and is a predicted model, not a curated record. Gene Ontology annotation, molecular function: ubiquitin-protein transferase activity; zinc ion binding.